Messenger RNA from Orbicella faveolata, 3559 nucleotides. RefSeq names its product zygotic DNA replication licensing factor mcm6-like. Gene Ontology annotation, cellular component: MCM complex; nucleus. NCBI's taxonomy places the organism in Eukaryota, Metazoa, Cnidaria, Anthozoa, Scleractinia, Merulinidae. Gene Ontology annotation, molecular function: ATP binding; single-stranded 3'-5' DNA helicase activity; single-stranded DNA binding. The record is from RefSeq and is a predicted model, not a curated record. Gene Ontology annotation, biological process: DNA replication initiation; double-strand break repair via break-induced replication; mitotic DNA replication.
AGUUAAGAGUAUGGCGAGAUUCGUAGGUGAUAUAAAAAUUCAUUUUUUAAUCGACUUGGUUUCGCAAGCUUCCUAAUGCCUCCAUACGCAGUCGCGAGACGCUCUUUGGGUUCGUCACGCAAUCUUCCUCCCGCACGUGACGAGCCCAAAGAGCGUCUGGUGAAUAUUCAGAGUGAUUAACCGAUGAAUCCAGAGAGGAUUCAUCGGUUCCUUUGAUGCACCAUGAGCCGCGUGAUCUUGGAUCACUGAUCCUGAUCCAGGUCAACCUAAAGGAACGCACCCUAAGAGACCAGGGGUGGAACCUGAACUGCUGGCAACCGCUUCAUUCACAGGCAUCAGAGUACAGUGAACUAAAGUGCGUCUGCCAGACGUACCACCAUGACUUCUUCAUUUGACUACAUGGCUCCUUAUUACCACCGAUAAACAUGUUUUCAUUGUGCAUGAAGGUUCUUUGACACUAAAAAGAACAUUUCGGGAAUGUCCCCUACUAGUCUCCUUCGCAGCCGUUGUUAGGGUCGUCACGCGACCCUAAUAACGGCUGUAAAGGAGACUAGUCCCCUACCAGCCCCUCUCCCAAUCAGGAGGAUGAGCCUAGCCUCCCCUCCCUGACUCCCAUCGUUGCUCUUCAUCCGGGAACGUGUUGCUACGAACUUUUCGCGCCAAAUUUCUUCACGUGAGACAACUGAUCGCCGCGAACCUCGAAGAAAAUGGAUGUCGCUGAUCGCACUACUGGAACUUCCCACGUUCGCGAUGACCUCGCGGAGCGAUGCCAAAAGUUAUUUCAAGACUUUCUCGAAGAAUUUCAAGUUGAUGGAGAAGAGAAAUACCUUCCUGAAGUUCAAGAACUUAUCAGACCUGAGCGCAACACAUUAACUGUCAGUUAUCAAGAUGUGGAGUCCUACAAUGCUCAGUUAUCAACAAUUAUACAGGAGGAAUAUUACAGAGUGUUUCCAUAUCUGUGCCGAGCUGUAAGAAACUUUGCAAGAGACAGAGGCCAAGUACCACCAACAAAAGAGUUUUAUGUCAGCUUUACUGAUCUUCCAACAAGACACAAGAUUCGAGAGCUAACCAGUCAGAAGAUCGGUACUUUACUCAGAAUAAGUGGACAAGUUGUGCGGACACACCCUGUACAUCCUGAGCUAGUGACCGGAACAUUUAUCUGUCUUGACUGUCAGACAGUCAUCAAAGAUGUAGAACAACAAUUUAAAUAUACUCAGCCCACAGUGUGCCGCAACCCAGUCUGUCAAAACAGGGCAAGAUUUAUGCUUGACAUCAACAACUCACGCUAUGUGGAUUUUCAAAAAGUUCGUAUACAAGAAACACAAGCAGAGUUACCCAGAGGAAGCAUUCCCAGAAGCGUGGAAAUAAUCCUAAGAGCCGAAGCAGUCGAACAAGCGCAAGCUGGAGACAAGUGUGACUUCACUGGGACGUUGAUAGUUGUUCCAGAUGUGGCACAGCUUUCUACACCAGGUGCAAGGGCUGAAUCUUCUGGAAGACAGACAUCUGGUGAAGGCUAUGAAGCAGAGGGUGUAAGGGGUCUAAAGGCUCUCGGAGUACGAGAUUUGACCUACAGACUUGCCUUCCUAGCGUGCAGUGUCCAAGCAACAAAUCCAAGGUUUGGUGGUAAAGAUCUUGAUGGUGAUGAUGUCACAGCAGAGACAAUCAAAAAACAGAUGACAGACCAGGAGUGGCAAAAGAUCUAUCAAAUGAGCAAAGACAAGAAUCUUUAUCAAAACUUGAUCAACAGCAUAUUCCCUACAAUUCAUGGAAAUGAUGAGGUCAAACGCGGUGUGCUUCUUAUGUUGUUUGGUGGAGUUCCGAAAGUCACGACGGAAAAAACUAACCUUAGAGGGGACAUCAAUGUCUGUAUUGUUGGAGAUCCCAGCACAGCUAAGAGUCAAAUACUCAAGCACAUAGAAGAGUUCAGUGUCAGGGCAGUGUAUACUUCUGGGAAAGCUUCUAGUGCCGCAGGUCUCACAGCUGCUGUUGUCAAGGACGAAGAGUCGUCAGAGUUCGUAAUUGAAGCUGGAGCACUGAUGUUGGCUGAUAAUGGUGUAUGUUGCAUUGAUGAAUUUGACAAGAUGGAUCCAAAGGAUCAGGUUGCCAUUCAUGAAGCUAUGGAGCAGCAAACUAUUUCAAUAACAAAGGCUGGAGUGAAGGCUUCACUGAAUGCUAGGACGUCCAUUCUAGCUGCAGCAAACCCAAUUGGUGGUCGAUAUGACAGAACAAAAUCACUUAAGCACAAUCUCAACAUGUCAGCUCCCAUCAUGUCCAGAUUUGAUCUUUUCUUCAUCCUUGUAGAUGAUUGCAACGAGGUAACAGACUAUGCCAUUGCACGGAGAAUAGUUGAUCUACACAGCAGGCUUGGAGAAGCUGUGGAAAGGAUUUACAGUGUGGAUGAGGUGCAAAGGUACAUAACGUUUGCCAGGCAAUUCAAGCCCACAAUAAGCAAAGAUGCCCAGGAUUUCAUUGUUGAGCAGUACAAACAUCUGAGGGAAAGGGACACAAGUGUGGCGAGGUCUGCUUGGCGCAUCACAGUGCGACAGUUGGAGAGUAUGAUCCGUCUUUCGGAGGGUAUGGCCAGACUCUACUGCCAGGAUGAGGUGCAACCAAAACAUGUCAAAGAAGCAUUUCGUCUUUUGAACAAGUCUAUUAUCAGGGUGGAAACUCCAGAUGUACAGUUUGACGAUGAUGACGAGGAAGAGCCACAAGAAGAUAUGGAUGUGGAUGCAGAAAGCGACACCCACCCAAGUGGCAUGGUGAAUGGUCACACAGACACAGACACUACCAAGACAGACAGUGAUCAGAAGAGUAAAUCCAAACUGCGCUUGUCGUUUGAAGAGUACAGGUCCAUGGCAAGAACUAUUGCGGGGCAUCUAAGGGCUGAGGAGUACAGAGCUGGUGAUGAUGAUGCUGGUUUACGAAGAAGUGACAUUGUGAAUUGGUAUCUCACAACAAUUUUGAAAGACAUUGAAACGGAGGAAGAGUUAGCCGAGAAGAAAAUUAUUGUGGAUAAAGUACUGGACAGACUGAUCACCCAUGAUAAUGUUAUUCUGGCAUUGAAGGAAUGGGGCGUGACAGAGGAAGAUUAUGUGCCAUCAGAUGAGGACGACCCUUUCCUUGUUGUCCAUCCAAAUGUUGUGGUUGAUGAUUUGUAAAAAAAAAAAGAGAGAGAGAGAGAAUUCAGUAACCAACACAUUUGCUGAUACUGUACAUAAAAUAAAAGUUGGCUUUCUUAUGCUGAGUUCAAAUUGAACUCAAAGUUCAAGAUCAAUGAACCUUUUUGUGUGUUUAGGGAAUUGCUCUUGUAUAAGACCAAAAUAGGGCAAACAAAAUGAAUUAAAAAGUAUGGUUUCCUCAGUUCAGUGUUGUGAAUAUCUUAGCAUAACACAACUCUAAAGCUGUCAACUAAUAAAAAGAGCAGGUGGUUGGUUGUGGAACCAGGUGCAAUUCCAAAAUGCACUUGAUGUAUACUCCACUUGUUAUGCUUUUUAUGAGGUUAUAAGUGUGGAGCAUGGUGAUAUGUAUACUUAGUGCUCAAUAAAAAUGUUAUUUCUCA